Nicotiana attenuata is the source of this 816-nucleotide messenger RNA. RefSeq names its product SKI family transcriptional corepressor 2-like. The transcript has 3 exons. Lineage: Eukaryota; Viridiplantae; Streptophyta; Magnoliopsida; Solanales; Solanaceae. The coding region runs from base 103 to 594 and encodes 163 amino acids. The record is from RefSeq and is a predicted model, not a curated record.
UACCAGUAUAUUUGGGCUUUGAUUGUGUAGCCCAGCCACGGGGCCCAAUACCUUGACCCGAAAUAAGGAAGAAGCAUAGCGGAGUACAGCACCAAGCCAUCAAUGGAGAAAAAUUCUUCAGCCGGUGCCAAUCCAUGGAGUCAUCAUCCGCCUCAUCAUCAUCAUCAUCAUCACUUUCAGAUAUUACAUAGUUGUCCAUUACACAGCCACAUGUUGCAGCGGAACAAUCAUAUUCCAACAUGCCCACUUUUCACUCCUUUUCCGCAAAACCCUGAACAGAUUCCACUUGCUAUAUUGCCGGACGAUUUGAAGCCGCAGAUUUCUGAGCCUAAUGGAAAUUUUACUGACUCGAGAAUGAUGCAAGACGAAGAUCAGGACUUAGAAGAUGAAGAGGAGGAGCCUAUGUUUUUCCUUACAGAUGAAUGGAGGGAUUUCUUUGCUAAAUCUGAAGCUAAAAGGAGACUAGCCAAAAAACAAGCUAAGAAGAAAGCGAAGAGUAAGAACGCUGAUGGGAAUACACCAGCACCAGCGGCUGAUUGUAACGCGAAGAUUGAAUCUGCUACAUGUCCGGAGGUCAAGUCCGAGAAUGAGUAAUGAAAAAGUCCUUCCAUGAUGAUGCACAUUACAUACAACAGGGAUAAGCCUUUUUGUAGUUUUGAGAGUAAAUGUCAAAAUAUUUUUGAUUCUAAAUCUCAACUAUCACCUGGAGAGGCAGCCCGAAGCUGAUGUAAUAUGCACUUCUCGAUUGUUAUUCCUUGUAAUUGUGCAUUUUAAGGAAUAUUAUCAUGACUUGCUUGAUUGAGGCACCUUUUCAUA